CCCCUCUUCACUCGCUUAGGUUUCUUGAGGUUCUGCUGCUCUGCUCUUGAUUAGUCUUCUUCCCCUGUGUGCUCUUUUGAUCAUAAUUUCUUUGGGUUCUCGAUCCAAAUUCGAAAAACUCUUCCUACUAGCUUCUGUUUAACUUCAUUCUUGGAGAAAGAUCUGUCUUCGGGAGUUCCUUUCGCAAGUUUCUUCCCUGUUCUGCGCAAUCCAUCUUCAUACACACUCUAUCUGACCAAAUCCUACAAACCAGCAUCCGAAAUUUGCCGCUAAAGCAAGGGAGGUUUACUCGUAACUACGUACCGAUAUCUGAGCUUCGUUCCAUUCACAUGCAGUGUCUGUAUCUCUUGAUGUUUCUCGUUGCUGCCGCUUAUCCCAAGUGAAAUUAAUUCUCCUGCGCGAGUUUAUGAUACACUCCAUUUUUCAGCGCAUGACAAACCUCGCUCAGUCCUUCUCUGUGGCCUUUCUUUACUGGUUCUAUGUGUUUCAUGAGCUCGUCGCGAAGAACUGAGACCCCGUCCCUCUUCUCAUAAAUAAUUAAUCUCCUCCUCUUUCUUGCUUCUCAGAAACAUAACUCAGCUGUCGCUCCACCAGAACGCAGUGUUUCCCGGAGCACAACUUGUCAAGGCAACUAAAUAUUCAGAUAUCUUCUUGUUUCACGAUUUUUCUGAUGGCUUCUCCUAGUGGCACUUCUUCCGGAUCCAGCCAGCUCCUUACCUCUGGUUCAGAAGAAGACCUGCAAGCCGUGAUGGACCAGAAGAAGCGGAAACGAAUGAUAUCGAACCGGGAAUCGGCGAGGCGGUCGAGGAUGCGCAAGCAGAAGCAGUUAGCCGAUCUCACGGCAGAGGUGAUGCGGCUGAGGAGGGAGAACGACCAGGCCGUCGUGGCCUUGAACCUCACCACGCAGAGCUACUCCGUCGUGGAGGCCGAGAAUUCCGUGCUGAGGGCUCAGGCGAUGGAGCUCACCUACAGGCUGCAGUCUCUCAAUGAGAUCGUCGACAACCUGAAUGAAAACAGCAUCAGCCCAUGGAACUUCUUGUGUAUGAAUCGGCCUAUCAUGGCGUCCGCAGAGAACAUGCUCUACUACUGAUUGAUCCAUGAGCGGCAGCCAUAGAUUCCGUAGCUAAUAAUGGUGCCUGCUCCUCCUUGUUUGGCAUGCAUCUCCCGUUUGCGUACUCUUCCGGCGUGUUAUUCUCGUGUUUGGGGUGAAUCGCACCCAAGAUAUUUUAUCAUUUGGGCUUAUGGGGACCCACCCCAUUAUGUACGAAUAUUAGUCUUACGACCACGAAGCUUGCUUGUUAUUGUGGAAGGUUUUUCCCACCA
This is a messenger RNA of Musa acuminata AAA Group (dessert banana), 1323 nucleotides long. RefSeq names its product bZIP transcription factor 11-like. Gene Ontology annotation, biological process: positive regulation of DNA-templated transcription. Gene Ontology annotation, cellular component: nucleus. NCBI's taxonomy places the organism in Eukaryota, Viridiplantae, Streptophyta, Magnoliopsida, Zingiberales, Musaceae. The transcript has a single exon. Bases 671 to 1090 code for a protein of 139 amino acids. The record is from RefSeq and is a predicted model, not a curated record. Gene Ontology annotation, molecular function: transcription cis-regulatory region binding; DNA-binding transcription factor activity.